AUGGCCGAACGGAGAGUCUACGUGGGUUCGAACAUGGCUGAAUUCCUUCCUAGCGACGGGAUCUCUCGGGAGGCAAUCGACGCUCUCAUGGCUUCUGGAGCUUCUUCUAGCUUCCGUGGUAGAUUUCCCCUUCUCUCCCGACACAUCAUCCUUCCUUCCUUCCCCCGUCCCCCCCGUUCUUUCCCUCGGAUGCUAUUAUUUCUCAGAUCGGAUCAUCUGCAUACACCUCGAGGGCACCGUUCGGGAUCUGAAUGUGACGCUGAUAAAUCCGAUUUUCAUUGUUCAUCCAUCUUCGUUCUUCCGAGCGUCUUCCUUCUGUGAUGAAUGCUCAAGAUCUCUGAACGGUACGAGAUCAUUGCAGUCGAACCCUAACGCGGACCGGUUAUGUCGUGAUUUCCUCUGGGUGUUCUUCCAGGUCGGGGAUCGAUGCUGAAGUUCGAGGAUGCCCCCGGGGGCACGCCUGGGCGAUCCUUCUACCAACAGAUGGAAUCGGAGGAAGCAGGCGAUGAUGAUCUUGAGGAGCACCUACACCAGCCGGAGAAGAAGCGGCGGCUGAGAACCGACCAGGUCCAGUCCCUCGAGAGGAGCUUCGAGACGGAGAACAAGCUGGAACCAGAGAGGAAGCUCCAGCUCGCGAGGGAACUGGGGCUGCAACCCAGGCAGGUCGCCAUCUGGUUUCAGAACCGGCGGGCGAGGUGGAAGACGAAGCAGCUGGAGAAGGACUACGAGGUGCUGCAGUCCAGCUACAGCGCUCUCAGGGCCGACUAUGAGGCCAUGGCGAAGGAGAAGGAGAAGCUCAGAUCAGAGGUGAUCACCUUCGUCCCAAUCUUGCAAGAAAAUUAGAGAGAGAAAAAAAAAUCCCCAGCUAUGCAAGCUUUCGAUCAAACUAUGAAUGCGGCACAGGGGUUCUUGCUCCGGCUGAAUCCUGAUUGGAUUCUGCUUCAUUCUUUGACGAAUAUUUUCUACAAAAAGUGGCGAUUAGUAGCAAGAAUGGGAGCUCUGAGCGUGACCUUAUUUCUUCAUAAUUUGCCGACAGGUUAAUGCUCUGACAGAGAAGAUCCUCCUCAAGGAGAACGGCAGAAGCGGCUCUCUGCCAUGCCACGAACCAAGAACCCACUCGCUGUUGCAGAGGCGAGAUCCGGCGGGGGAGGCGGCGGGGGAGCUCCGCCACCACCCGCUCGUCACCGGCAAGCAGGAGGACCUCAGCGCCGCCAAUAGCGGCGUGCUCGACGGCGACAGCCCCCCCCACAGCGACCGGGGAUGGAGCUCCCCCGCCGUCGAGCCCACCUCCUCCUCCACCGCCGCCCUCGACCUCGACAACUCCGACCUCUCCCCGGCGGCGGAGGACGACGCCGAGGUGGCGCGCCGCCUCCCCAACUUUGGUUUCGCCGCCGACCACUCCUUCUGGCUCUGGCCCUCCUACUGA
Molecule: messenger RNA, 1426 nt
Organism: Spirodela intermedia
Lineage: Eukaryota; Viridiplantae; Streptophyta; Magnoliopsida; Alismatales; Araceae
Source: the annotation of a GenBank genome assembly